Molecule: messenger RNA, 2302 nt
Organism: Pleuronectes platessa (European plaice)
Lineage: Eukaryota; Metazoa; Chordata; Actinopteri; Pleuronectiformes; Pleuronectidae
Product: suppressor of cytokine signaling 1
Exons: 5
Coding region: 449-1210 (253 amino acids)
Biological process (GO): phosphatidylinositol phosphate biosynthetic process
Cellular component (GO): phosphatidylinositol 3-kinase complex
Molecular function (GO): 1-phosphatidylinositol-3-kinase regulator activity
Source: RefSeq, a predicted model, not a curated record
UUUGCGUGUACGCGCAUUCGUCGCUUUACGCUGGAGGCGCGGACCAAUCUGACUCUCCGUCUCCACCUCUCGCAGCUUUUCAUGUAAAGAGAAAGUAAAAAAAAAAUUCUAGUCCAAAUGAAGCGUGAGUGAGUGAGUGAGUGCAGGAGAGAAGCCGAAACGCCUGAAUGACCCUGAACCCGGCUCCGAGUCCCAGGCAUCACAGCUGCACGGGAACCGUCAGCCUGCUGCUGCUCGACAACUCAACAAAAAGUACCACACUUCAGGAAGAGAUGAAGCUUCUUCAGCCUCUGCUUCCCUCCGGCACUUUGUGCUAAUGUGGAUGAAUCCUGAUUCACGAUCUCAAGCUUUCGUUUAAACAACAUGGAGUCGCACAGCGCACUGAGCGGCAAAUGACCAGCCAGGACGGUGUCAGCGAUGGAGGCCCUGCUGCCAAAAAGUGGAGGAUAUGGUGCAACCGAUGGUCAAGAGAAGGAUUCUCCUGUAUAGGAUGGUCCGAGCAAAACCGGAUAAACCAGGUGAACAGAGCCAAAAAGAUAAGUGUGCAGCGGAGACACAGAGUCAACUCCCCGAGGAACCUGUCGGCCCCGAACAGAACCCAGAGCUCGUGGGACCAGGCCGCCAAGAGCUGAAGGAGAGGCAGCUUGAGUCACUGCACUGGAACAACGGAGAGGAAGACCCUGAACCCUGGCUCCAGCUGGUCAGCGGAGGCGAGGCCGACUGCGUGCCCACACACCUGCGUCCGUUCUGCAGCCAUGCAGAGUACGUACUGGUGAAAGGCACGUACCAGCAGCUCAGACACAGUGGUUACUACUGGGGGGCGAUGACCAUGGAGGAGGCGCACUCAAUACUGACACACUCAUCACUGGGCACCUUCCUUAUCAGGGACAGCGGCCAGCCGGACGUCUUCUUCACCCUGAGCUACCAGAGCGAGGACGGCCCGACGAGCGUCCGCGUCCAGCUGAACGACCUCCUCUUCAGUCUGCAGGGCAGCCAGAAGAAGUACCCGUCCCUGUUCGCCCUGCUCACCUACUACACCAGCUCCUCCUGCAAGCUGACGGUGCCCUACCGGCGGCAGCGUCCGGAGAGCCUGAGGCAGUCGUGCAGGAGGGCGUUCGUUCGUACGUACGGAGCCGAGAACGUAGGCAGCUUACCCGGACUGAGCCGGCAAGUUAGAAACUAUAUCCACGCCUACCCGCACUGUACAUAGACACUGCAUCGAGGUUGUUGUGUGUGUUUUGUAUGUUAAAAAAAUAAACAUUGUGUAUUUGUGUUUAGGCACGGCAAUGGGGGCGCAGUGGUUUACAACAGUUUGGCUGAUUGUGUUUUCUCUGUGUGCCAACAUGCGAGUUAAGUUCAUUGGUGGUCCUCAAAUAUAGGUGACAUGGAUCUAGUGGCAGGAAAUAUAAUAUAAAAUAAUCCAGUUUGAUGUUUUCACGAGUGCGUUUCAUAUAAAUUGCACAAAUUGUUGAUAUCUAUACUCUAGAAUGGGCUCUUUAUAUUUAACGGUGGCCGCCAUGCUUUUAUUUACAGUUGCCCGGACUGAGUUUUUAUGGUCAACUGAAGGCUACCUGGAAGGGGGGGGGGGGGGGGGGGUGAUGGGUAUUCCAAUGCAACAUGCAACUUCACCACUAGAUGUCCCUAAAUACUACACACUGAACCUUUAACUGACUUGUAUCUAUAUUCAUGCCGUCGACAUUUUAAGGGGGGAAUUGGCCUCAGCCCCCACGACCCUCAAAGAUGUACAUGAUGUAUAUAUUUGUGUUAUUUAACCUUUUUUUGUUAUUAUAAAUAUCAGAAAGGCUGUUUGUUGCAUCUGCAACUUGUUCAAGGGUUCUUUGCACACCUUAUCAAAAUGACACAAGAGUUUAAAGAUCAUUCUGUCAGAAAUAACUUUUCCGUCGUGUACGUAUGUGGGAAACAAUUGCAGCGAAUGCCUCCGUGACACAUUCAGAGCAAUGUAAAAAGUCAAAAUACAUAUCAAAAAGUGUUUCUUUCUGAGAUGGUUAUUUGUUAGGAAGUAUUUGAUGUUAUAAUAACAGGGUAAAAUAACAGAGACUAGCUCCCGAUUGGUCGAGCUUGUGUGUCUUGAUGCCGGGACUCCGAGCCACGAUCACGAUCUGCCUGCAAAGGACAUAAAAAGAAAAAGAUGCCAAAUCACUUUUGUUCAACUGAAGGAGAAACCACUUGGCCCGAAUAUCUGUUAUUGUGAUUAUGAUGAGUAAAACUUGACUUGAAUUCCUAACUUGUAUAAAUCAACUCAUUUGCUUAUACUGUUUUGAAAUAUAUCAUCGGUACAUCA